Gloeophyllum trabeum ATCC 11539 is the source of this 3266-nucleotide messenger RNA. RefSeq names its product ARM repeat-containing protein. The record is from RefSeq and is a predicted model, not a curated record. Gene Ontology annotation, cellular component: cytosol; nuclear envelope. The transcript is spliced from 20 exons. Gene Ontology annotation, biological process: protein import into nucleus. Lineage: Eukaryota; Fungi; Basidiomycota; Agaricomycetes; Gloeophyllales; Gloeophyllaceae. The coding region runs from base 1 to 3102 and encodes 1033 amino acids. Gene Ontology annotation, molecular function: small GTPase binding.
AUGUCUUCCAAGAUCCCGGGCGUCAUCCAGAAUGUCGACCCGCAAGAGCUGUACGACGUGAUGUGCGGCGCCGCCUCGCAGGACCCCGCGCUCAUGGAGAAGUCGACGUUCCGGCUCAAGAUCAUGCUGGACUACUUCGGCGCGUUCGACGCGCUGCACGAGAUCGCGGCGCAGAAGAGCGUGCCGCUCCCCGUGCGGCAGCAGUCGAUCAUACAGUUCAAGAACGCGGCGCUCAGCCAUUGGAGGUCAAGGAGACUUGUGUCCGAUGAGCAUCGUAUUAGGAUACGCCAGAGGUGUUUGUCGUUCCUGGAUGAACCAGACGAUAUCAUCGCAGAAUGCAACGAAAUCAUAGUCUCGAAGAUUGCGCGGCAGGACUAUCCCAAUAACUGGUCUUACCUUAUACCAGACUUGAGACGCACGAUCGAGGAGAACCUGCGUGCGCGCUACAGCACCGCGGUUCCCGACGAACGCUCAGCACUCGUGCUCGUCCGAAGUCUGAGGCUCGUAAACGAGGUUUUGAAGGAGUUCGGGAGUAUCAAGAUGCCAGGGGGAAUGAAGACCAUGGCUAAAAUUGUCGAAGACUUGCAUUUAGAUUUCUAUGGCUACUAUGCGAAGCUUGGUCCUACGAUCACGUCCACCCUGUCGCCCGAAACUGUGAACCAGCCCCGGGUAGCGGAAGAUCUGACUAUCUCCCACCUCGUAUUCAAAUGUAUGGUCAAGAUGACUACUUGGGUGUGGCACAGACCAACUAUGGACGAGGUCGCGAAGUUUCUAGACUGGGCGAAGCAAUUCUUCCGCGACUCCGCGGUGCAGUUACAGGCCCUCUCCGAACUCCGCAUAAAUCUGCUCAUCGCUUUGCGCUCGGCAAACGCUAACGUGGACGCCAUCGGGAGGCGCAAUAUCGAUCUGCUCACCCGACACGUUCGCGUUUUCGGGAAGCUCUUCCGCAGGUUCCAACAGCUCGACGUGAAGCGGUUCGUCCUACUUGAAGGCUGCUCUGAUCUCGUAUUCUAUUACUGGAGCAAAGUUGUCCAAGCCACAAAUAGUCCACCGGAAUUUGUUGAGGAUUCUCCGGAUGCCGUGUUCCCGGUCCGCUUCCUCGUGCAGGCUAUGGUUCUCUUCAAGGAAAAUCUUGCCCAGUGGGCUCCCGUUCGAAAAGACGGUUCAGUUAAUGAGAACAUGUUGAGCAAGGACGCAGUAGAAAAUGCUGUCCAAUUGCUUGUCACUCGGUUUAUCCCUCUGAACCCGUCGGACCUGGAAGAGUGGAUGGCCGAUCCGGAUGAAUGGGUAAACGAAGAAGACAAGGAGAAUGAUCACUGGGAAUACGAAGUCAGACCUUGUGCGGAACGGGUUCUCAUGACCCUUGCUAACCAGUACAAAGACUACGUCGUUCCCCUCCUAGCCGAGACGUUCAAAAGGGUUAUUUCUCAGCCCACCACCGAUCUGGCCAGUAUAGUGCAGAAAGAAGCGGUGUACUGCGCGAUCGGCCGCUGUGCGAUACGGUUGAAGGACGUCAUUCCGUUUGACCAAUGGUUGGAGCACACCCUCGUCCCCGAGUCUCAGGAGACGAACCCUUCUUACCCCAUUAUCAAGCGUCGUAUCGCAUGGGUCAUCGGAAAAUGGGUCUCUGACUCAUGUGCAUCUCCCAAAAACCCGACGAUUUGGCAAGUCCUGGUACAUCUCUUACAAGACAGGGGACCGGGUAGUGAUGCUGUCGUGCGUCUGACGGCAGUCGCGGCAUUGAGGGAAUGCGUGGAUACUAUUGACUUCGACCCCAAUAUAUUCGCACCGUUUUUGCCGCCUGCCAUGAAAGAGCUGCUAGCUCUUCUUGCUGAAGCUGAUAAUCUGGAGAGCAAGCGGCGCAUUAUAAAUACUCUCAAUUCGGUAGUUGAACGGUCUGGUACACUGAUUGUGCCGUUCCUGGGCGCUGUAACGGAGCCUCUUCCUAACCUCUGGUCCGGCGCUGGGGAGGAUUGGUUAUUCAAGGCUUCUCUGUUAACCACCGUCGAGAAGCUAUUACAGUCUUCGCAAGAGCAUUCAAGGCCGUUGACCAAUAUAGUGGUUCCUCUUGUCCAGGAGUGCCUUUCCCCUGGCGCCAGAUUGCAACUGGAAGAAGACGGACUCUCGAUGUGGCAAGUCGCCAUGCGCAACGCUGUGUCACUGGACAGCGGUGAUGGAGGGCGUAGCCUUCUGGAGCUUCUUCCUAUUGCUCUGACACUGCUAGCCGAAGAUCUAGAUGUACGAGCCCAAGUUAUCGGUAUCGUCGAAUCCUACUUGAUCCUAGAUGCUACCCGCGUCUUGCAACUCUGUGCAGUUGACUUGUUUAAUUCGUACGUGAAGGCUCUACCACAAGGAGUCUCGUCGGAUCAGAAAAGUAUGCUCGGCACUCUUCAGUUGCUCGUGCAGAUUGCACCCCCACAGCUUUGGGCUGAGCCGUUGCAUGUUUCGGGGCUAUUUCCAUUGCUCAUGAAGCCAUUGGUCGAUGACAAUAUUUCUGUCACACUCCUCACGGAACACGUCUACGUCCUUGCCCGUAUAGUGCUCGCUGACCGAGAUAUGUUCCUCCGCUUGAUGUCUGCUGCGUCGAUCUCUAUGAAUACGCCUGAGAUAACGCUCUGGGAGGCUCUACUAGACCAGUGGUGGCAAAGGUUCGAUAACAUGUCCGAACCUCGAUACCGCAAGCUGGCAGCCAUGAGCAUUGCGAAUCUUGUGUCCACCGGGCGUCCCGAAGUCCUUGAGCGCCUGCACUCAGAGAUAUUCAACCUGUGGCUGGAUGUUUUCGGUGAGCUCAAGGAAGCCAAAGAACAAGCCGAUGGACACGCGGGUCUUGAGGGGCCCGCUAUCACUCUCUUUUGGGACCGCAACGAACCGGAUAGCGUCUUCUACCAGGAAUCGCAAGACACGCCGGAGCGCACCCGGCGUCAAGCAAUCUUCGACAACGACCCUAUCCGCACAGUACAACUGACCGCCUUCGUCGCGGCACGCCUGCAAGAAGCGGAAGCCUCUCUCGGUGGUGGAAACGUCAUACAGACGAGGUACCUCGCGAAGGCUGACCCCCUAGUCAUCCAGCAGAUACAGAAGUUGUUGGCCAGCGGUUUAUGAGGGCUUUUGGAGUCCAAGUGAUCUUUCGUUGGCGCAUCAGAUCUAUCUUAAUAUUAUACAGGUUGCAUCGUCGAAAGGAGUCGAGAAUUCAUUGCUAAUACCUUGACAUUAGUAUCCGCAUCUUGUUUACCCACCUAGAACAGUAAUGAAUUUCGUAUGAACGC